Molecule: messenger RNA, 264 nt
Organism: Sphenostylis stenocarpa
Lineage: Eukaryota; Viridiplantae; Streptophyta; Magnoliopsida; Fabales; Fabaceae
Source: the annotation of a GenBank genome assembly
AUGAUUUUAACAGCAACAGGUUUUCUUAUAAAAGAUGGGUGCUUGAGGAUGGGGGUUGUGAGUUGGAAAAUGUCUAAGGCUGUAAGAAGUGGUAGAAAGUUAGGGGUGCUUCUUUAUUUGGGCAUAAAGGAGAUCAGGAACGGACUGUGGCUGAGGAUGGGUGUUCAGGUGGUUGGAGUUGACAGGUCAUGGUUCAAUGGUCGGAGUUGGGCGAAAUUGGGAGCGGAGCGGAAGUUCAGAGGCAAUGUCCAUGGUCAGCAAUAA